AUGGCAACUGGCUGGUUCUUCCAUUCGGAUUCUCAGUUCAUUAAACGAGAGAACAUGAAAGAGUGGCUCAUGUGGGCUUUUUUCGGCUCAAAUUAUGGAGAUCUCCGGCAGGAGUGGGUAGAAGAGCUAGAAGGAUACCUGACUAGAGUUGAGGAAUACCUGGGCUGCAAACUAGAGGAUGGUUGGAGUGAUACGGCCAAGUGCAUGAGAUCAACGUUGGACCCGGUCGUGACGGUCCAUAGACCUUUGAUCUGGUAUACGAUUGUAGCACUGGUCGACACAAUUACCUGCUCAACUUUGUUGUCGCACGGAUUCAAGCAUUACGACAACCAGAAUCCUUUUGCAUCUUUUCCGUGGAGAUGGGUAUCACUCAUCUCACGAAAAUCCUUGCAUCCCGAUAUUGCGUAUUGGUAUCGACCGCAUCGCUCCAAAACAAAGCAGCCCAUUAUUUUCCUUCAUGGCAUCGGUAUUGGUCUUUGGCCAUACGUGCGUUUCUUCUUCGAGCUGCUCGUGGAGGAUCCUGAAGUUGGAAUUAUCGCCGUGGAGAAUCUUGCCGUCAGCAUGCGGAUAUCUCAGCCGCCUCUACCUCGCGAAGUCAUGCUCUCAGUCCUCUUGUCUAUUCUGGAUCAUCACAACCUGCCUCGGAUCGUACUAGCGGCACAUUCAUACGGAACUGUCCUCGCCGCCCACAUCCUGCGUGAUCCUAUCUUUUCGAAGCGUGUCGUCUCCAUGCUACUCGUGGAUCCAAUCCCUUUCCUCCUAUACCUUCCUGGAGUUGCGCAUAAUUUCGUAUAUCGCCAACCCCGUAGAGCGAGCGAGUGGCAGCUUUGGUACUUCGCUAGCCGAGACCCUGAUAUUUCGCGAGCACUAUCGAGGCACUUCUUCUGGGUCGAGAAUGUACUCUGGAAGGAAGACCUGGAUGGGCGAGAGAACGCUGUCGUCCUUUGCGGGAAGGAUCAAAUUGCUGAUGCGGAUGAAGUUCGACGUUACCUGACCGGUACGAAUGGCAGCGAGUUCAGGUGGCGGAAGGAUGGGCUGGAGGUAUUGUACUAUCCGCACUUAGACCACUCUAAAGAAUUCGAUACCUCGGAGUUGAGACGGCCAAUGGUAGAAAUAUUGUCGCGAUUUGUGCGGAGUAGCGGGACCAGGGAGAGUAUACCCAAUGGCUACACAUAG
Fibroporia radiculosa is the source of this 1176-nucleotide messenger RNA. RefSeq lists its product as uncharacterized. Bases 1 to 1176 code for a protein of 391 amino acids. The transcript is spliced from 3 exons. Lineage: Eukaryota; Fungi; Basidiomycota; Agaricomycetes; Polyporales; Fibroporiaceae. The record is from RefSeq and is a predicted model, not a curated record.